AUUAAAUACAAACCAUUAUAACGCCAUCUAGUGACAUUGUCACUAAGUUCAUUGUGUCUAUUCCCGAUGUAAAAUUGUUAUCUAUGUCUCUCUCCAAAGUAAAAAUGUUUAAGUAAAAGGGCCUUUUUCUAUUUUCAUAUAGUUGUCACACAAAUUGAUAUUGAAUAAUAUCAAAUUAUAAUAGGUUAUGGGCCCAGACAUCUUUGUCAUAAUUAAAAGUAACGAAAAUUAUAAUACUUUCCGAGAUUAAAGAAGAUUAAGUUCGACAUAACCUAUACGAGCCGAAAUUGCCGGCUGCCGCGUGCUCAUAAUUUUAUUUUCAGCGAUUUCAAAUACAAUAUUAAAAUGAGUGGAUCAUUAUCGACAAUAAAUAUCGAAAAAUUGAUUGGGAGAGAAAAUUACUCCACUUGGAAAUUCGCAGUUAAAAAUUACCUGGAGCAUGAAGAACUGUGGGAAACAAUCGAACCCGGCCCUAAUUAUGUAGACGAUAAGAAGCGUGAUACUAAGGCAAAAUCUAAAAUUAUCCUUCUGGUAGAUCCGACGAUUUAUGUCCAUGUUCAGGAAGCUACAACAGCUAAGGAAGUAUGGCAAAAUCUACAAAAGGUAUUUGAUGAUUCAGGUCUUACGAGAAAGUUGGUACUUCAAUGGAUGAGAACUCUUGGUAUGUGGACUCCGGUGCCUCAAUGCAUAUGUGUAGAAAUUAUGAAUGGCUGUAUAAUGUAGCUCCAAGUCCUGUCCAAAGUAUUAAAGUGGCAAACAACAAU
Messenger RNA from Manduca sexta (tobacco hornworm), 764 nucleotides. RefSeq lists its product as uncharacterized. Lineage: Eukaryota; Metazoa; Arthropoda; Insecta; Lepidoptera; Sphingidae. The record is from RefSeq and is a predicted model, not a curated record. The transcript is spliced from 2 exons. Bases 346 to 723 code for a protein of 125 amino acids.